Messenger RNA from Entrophospora candida, 163 nucleotides. Lineage: Eukaryota; Fungi; Glomeromycota; Glomeromycetes; Entrophosporales; Entrophosporaceae. The record is from the annotation of a GenBank genome assembly.
UGAUUAUUUUUUAUCAUUGAAUCCAAAUCAAUUCAUUGCAAAUUCAUAUCAUGAGAGAUCAACAAAAUAUCCAGAAAUUGAACAAUCAUUAGCACUCUGGAUUGAUCAGGCAGCAAGUGAUAAUUGUACUUUAUCUGGGCAUAUUGUUAUUUCAAAAGCUAAA